This is a messenger RNA of Pygocentrus nattereri (red-bellied piranha), 9275 nucleotides long. RefSeq names its product microtubule actin crosslinking factor 1b (gene macf1b). The transcript is spliced from 39 exons. Gene Ontology annotation, cellular component: intermediate filament; membrane; hemidesmosome. The coding region runs from base 1410 to 7682 and encodes 2090 amino acids. Gene Ontology annotation, biological process: cytoplasmic microtubule organization; hemidesmosome assembly; wound healing. Gene Ontology annotation, molecular function: microtubule binding; calcium ion binding; structural molecule activity. The record is from RefSeq and is a predicted model, not a curated record. Lineage: Eukaryota; Metazoa; Chordata; Actinopteri; Characiformes; Serrasalmidae.
GCAUUUGCAUCCAAGUAAGUUACCUAGCCAUGAAUGUAAAGGCAGAUGCAAUUAAAAAAAAUUUUUUCAAAGAAAAGCUAUAUGGUCUCAGCUAGUUAGCUGGUUAAACUUGUUGGUGCCUUUAAACUGUAUGCAAAAUUACUCCAUGAAGAAUAUGAUUCAGGAGUAAAGGAGCUUCUGUAGCAGCCAAGCUGUAGUGUCAGCUCUGUCAAUACAGAAUUUACUGCCACCAGUCUCUGGUUGAUAUAAGGAGGCACAGAAUCUACUCAGCUGAAGCAUGGGCAUAUAUGAGGUCUUCUGCUCCAGUGAUUCAGAAAUGCUAAUUACAGGGAUGGGUGCAGCUUCUGUGUGUGUCAUGCUGCUCUGCUUUAACAAACACUGAUCCAGAAUGACCUGGUCUGACCUAGAUGACCAGGAGCAAUGAGUGCUGACUGAGCUUUUCAGUUUUAACUAUACUUAACAGUGAAGGGAUUCUAUCUCAGCUAUCCACAAGCUUAGACUGGUCAGCAUCAACAGUGGGCAAAGCUAAUUCAUUUCACUCUGCCAUUGUUCACUCUAAUCAUUAUUGACUUUUCACAAUAAAAUAUCAUCAACAAUUUGUAAAAAAAAAAAAAGUGAAUAUUGAGUGGUAAAAUAAUGCUCUAGAAUGAGUUCUGUUGCAGCUGUUCUCUUACAAAAUUUUACUAGAAAAGCUAGGCAAAAAUAUCAGUUGCACUGACUGUUGUCUUACAGUAUGUACCGCUUUUCAGACAUGUCCAUUCUGGCCCACCUCCCAAUAUCACAAUUCCCCCUUCCAAAAGAUGAAAAGAAACAGGACCCCCGGCUUUUGUGACAAGGAAAUGAAGCAGCAUUUUUAUGCCUGUCAUAUUUGAUCAGGACCUAAAUGGUUUCCCAGGGCCAUCCCGGGGCUAGUCCUGGCAAGAGACACUAGUUCUGGCAGCCAGGGAGAGCAGUUGGCAUCCUCGAGGAGAGUGCCCUCAUAGAGAGGCCUGUCACUUGCAUUUCUAUGCCCCAUACUUGCAGCACAGUGUUCAUGUCUUAGUGCACUAACAAUCAGAAUCAACCACCUCUUUUAUUUUGCAUAUGCUGUGGGCCAAAACAGAGAUUCAGUUUGUGCAAUCCUCUCUACCAUUUGCUUCUGUAUGCUUGUGAAUAGGCAGAAAAACAGGAAGAAAAAGUGUGUUUAAUUGAGAUCUGCAGUGUGUGGUCUAUAUUAGAGCUGGCUGAAUAUACUGCUUGUCUACAGAGAUUACAGCACCCUUGGAAAGGCAGAAGGAUUUGUGAUGCAGGGUGAAAGUUGCACUCACUUUGAGCCCCCUUGUGUUUUAGGCAGCUGAGGUGACUCCUGCAUGCAUGGCCCAGGGGCCUUCUCUUACCUCACACUUUAUUCGCCCAUGGGCUGAAGGAUCAUGGGGAACCUAAUAAGCAGACCUAGCUGCCUGGGUCAAAAGUCCAAGCAAGUGAGGUCAAAUGAGGACUUCCUCAAGGAGUGCUACCAGCGACAGAGAGAAUGGCCUCUCCCAGAGCCUCCUAGAGAGGAGAGGAAGAAUGUGGACAAUGUGGACCAUGUGGACCAGGUUCCUCCACAGGUUCCCACACCAGACAAAAACAGGAGCUCGCCUGCUCCUACUGUCACCACUACCAGCACAUUGGAUAAUGCCUGGAGAAGCACACCUUCCCCGGCCAAAACGCCAUACAAUGGGUCUUUGCCGAGGAGAGCUAAUGUUCCCGAGUACAGGAGAUCCCCCCUGGGCCAGUGCGGAACAGCAGAGGGAAGAGCCACCCUGCAAAGACGAGACUCCGGGAGCCCAUGGUCAUGGAAAACCUUGAGCUCAAGAGAAGUCACAGAGGUCACCGAAGUAACAGAGACUAUUGUGACUGAGAUUGUGGAGGUGACAGAGUAUCCAGCUGGGCAGAAGGGCGGUGAUCCCAUUGUGACCAGGACUGUUAGGGUCCUCACCGGAGCAGCCGAGGAAUUAGCAGAGUUGCAAAAUGAUGGCCAGUCCAGUACGGAGCAAGACUCAAGUCUGGUUGUAUGGAAGGGUGCCAAAAGUGCUUUAGCUCUGAAAGAUGAACUUGGGGAUUCUCAGACAUUCCAGCAAAAUCUCCAAGCAUUGCUGAUGUGGGUUUGUGAGAUUGAAGAACUUACAGCAAAUCAAAAGCCUCCCUCCUCUGAGUUUAAAGUGGUGAAAGCUCAGCUGCAAGAACAGAAGCUUCUGCAGCGUCUUCUAGAGGAAAGGAGGCCUAGCAUGGAGACCAUGAUGCAGGAGGGCCCACGCUUGGUAGAGGUGCUUCACGGAGAGGAAGGAGAAGGAGCCAAACUACAGCUUCCCCAUCUCAAACUCAGAUGGGAGGCUUUGCUCUUGGGAGCUGACAGAAGGAGACAGAGUUUGGAGGUCAUUUUGCCCCAGGCUCAGCUUUUCCAAGAGAGAGUGGACAGUCUUCACCAAUGGCUCAUUUUAGUGGAGCAGGACCUAGCUGAGCUCCGUUCUGCAGAGAGGGCAAUGCUUCAUCUACAGGAGGCCACAGAACAGGCCAAGGCAGUUGUGGAGGAGAUAAAAGCAAAGAAUGCAGACUUAGGAAAACUUCAACAGUGCAGUCAUGAUCUCAUGGAGAAAGUCUCAGAAGAGGAGUCCCAACUGGUACAGGAGAAGACGGACAGUUUGCGGAUUCGGUACUCUGUGUUGAGUUUAAGCAGUGCUGAUGUGCUUCAGAGACUAGAGCAGGCCCUGGAGGCUUCCAGCCGAUGCACCUCCAGUCAGGAGGACCUGCACCUGUGGCUGGGCCGCAUUGAGAGAGAACUAUUGGGGCCAGCUCAGUCUGGGGAUGCAGUGUUGUGUGUUGCUGAGAGACAGAGGUUGGAACAGGCAGUUGAGAAGGAGCUGGCCUGGUUUAGAGCUACGUCCCUGGGAUUGGAGAACCUCAAAGCCAUCAACCUUGACAAUGAGGUCAUUGCUACCCAGCUCUAUGAGCAGAAAAUACUUGCAGUGGAGAUUCUACAGCACAGGUUUAAUAUAGAAAAAAUGGUGAAGAUUUCUGAACUUUUACAGACCUACACUGAAGAUGGGGAAAUGGAAAGUCUACAGACAAGCCUAGAUGUUCUGCAGGAGCAGUGUCAGAUAACCACUGGCACAAAUUCCCAUGUGGUGCUGCAGCUGGAGCAUGCUCAGUCCCUCUUGUCCCAGUUCUCAGAGGGCUAUGCCGAGGUGUUGCCAUGGUUACAGGAAACUAAAGCCCUUAUAGGCCAGCUUGCUCUAAACACCAUCAGUUACGAAACUUUCAGAGAACAACAGGAGCUCUUACAGGGUCUAAGGGAGUCUAUAGCUGAGCACAAGCCCCUGAUAGCCCGACUGGGGAUGCUGGCCAAACGUCUGUCAGACCUGAAUGCUAGCCAGGCACAGCAGUACUGCCAGAGGGCCGCAGAGGCUGAGCAACAGCACCAGACCAUCAGAGACACAGUGAGAGAGGCUGCUUCAGUCCUAGAGGAGUCUUUGCCUCGCUACACACAGCUGAAUGAGAGGAUGACACUGAUAAGAGAAAGCCUUGAACGUCUGCACAGCCACAUGCAGGCCUCAGUGGUUCUGCAGGGCCUGACUCCUCGCAUUCAAGAGCAGCUGCAGGACAACAUGCACACUCUGGCUGAGCUCGCCAAGCUGGAGAUGAGCCUUAGCAGUGUGGCGUCUCAGACUGAAGAGCUUCUGGCCAACACACAAGCAGCAGGAGACAGUGCCAUCAGCACAGACAUCCAGGCACGGGUAGACGACCUGACAAGUCAGUGGCAGGAGGCUCACAGGCAGGCUCAGGAGAAGGAGAAGUGGCUGCUCAAUUUGUUGGAUCUAGCAAUGAGAUUUUGGAGUGACGUAAGCGACAUGACAGCUGGGCUGAAUGAUGCACAGCAGGCUGUUCUGGACCUGAACUCCAGCAGGUCUGACUCUGAGGUCAUCCGACAGAGCCUGGAAACCAUGCAGAUACUGAGGGAGGACAUAGAUGGACUGCAAGGGGAACUGGAUACACUCGGAGUUCUGGGUAUGGAACUGAUGUCAGCUUGUGGAGACACAGACAAGCCAGAGGUCACAAAGAGUUUGGAUGAGCUGUAUUGUACAUGGAAUAAUCUAAGUAAAAUCUGGACUGAAUGCCACAGAAAAUUAGAAGAAUCUCUACAGCUGGCACUGAAUUAUCAGGACACCAUGCAAGGACUGUUUGAGUGGCUCAAGUCUGCAGAGCUGAAGUCCACUGAAGAGUUUUUAGUGGGUUCUGACUUGGGAUCUGUCAGAGAGCAGCUGUGUGACCUAAAGGAGUUCAAGCGGGAGCUGUAUCAAAAGAAGAUUGAAAUUGAGAGCCUGAACCAUCGCUUUGUGUGUCAUCUCUCUCCGGGCUCUGAGCGGCCGGGAUCCGUCUCUCCACUGUGUGACUUCCGGCAGCGCUGGGAUAGCCUGGAAUCAGAAACUGUCAGCAGACAGCACCAGCUGGAGUGUGCAUUGUUGGGAUUGGGACAGUUCCAAAAUAAUCUUGAUGAGCUACAUGCCUGGCUCUCCCAUACUGCUGACCUAUUAAAGGUGUCUCGACCAAUCAGCAUUGACCUGCAGACUUGUGAGAUUGAGCUGGCCAAACACAAGGUACUGCGUAAUGAUGUGAUGUCCCAUGUCCACACGGUGGAGUCUCUGAACAAGGCUGGAAGGGAGCUGCUGGAGGCCGGGGGAGACAGUCCUCAUGGCCUGCAGCCUCGUCUGGAGCAACUGAAUGAGCGCUGGGAGUUUGUGCGCUGUGAAACAGAGCGCAGGCAGCUGGAGCUGGAGAACAACCUGAGUCAGGUUCAGGAUGUAACCAUGGAGAUCCAGGACCUGUUGCAGUGGCUAGAACAUACAGACCUGCGUCUGUCUUCCAGUAAAACUGUGUGGGGCAUGCCUGACUCUGCUGGGGAAAGACUCAGUUCUCAUCUGGAGCUGUGUAAUGAGAUGGAUUCUAAGAUGCACAGCUACACCAACGUGCGUAAUGCUGUCCAUAGGAUGCUAGAGGGCAGCAAUGUGGCUCGCGGCUCCAGCACUGAGCACAGCUUAUGCAUUCUGGAGCAGAAGUGGAGCACUGUCUAUGCAAAAAUGCAAGAACGCAAGGCUAAGUUGACAGAAGGACUUGGUCUGGCUAAAGAGUUUAACAGUAAUGUACAAGAUCUUCUGACCAAAAUGGCAAAGUGUGAAGAGGCCAUUAGUGCCCUGCCGGCUCCCAGUUUCAUUCUUGACACUAUCAGCACUCAGCUUCAGGAGCACAGGCUGCUGGUGAGUGAGGUCCAUUCAUAUGGAGAGAAGAAGACUUGUGUGGAGAAUGCUGCCACUCAGCUCUCAGAGCUCAGCAGAAAGGAGGACUGUGAUGUAGUGCAGAACCUGGUGAUAACCGUGCAAGAUCGCUACAGAAAGCUCCACCAGCACACCACUGAGAGGGGCAAGGCUCUAGAGGAAGUAAGAAGACAAGUUAAACAGUUCAGUGAAACCUGGCACCUGCUGAUAGACUGGAUGAGUGAGGUGGAGCAGACGCUUGACACACAUAAAGAAAUUGCUGUGUCACACGAGGAGAUCAAACAGCAACUCACUGAGCAGAAGGAAUUCCAGAAACACUUCCGCUCAAAGAGGCCCAUGUAUGAGGCCUGUUUGAAGAGCGGUCGCUCACUUUUAGAAAAAGCUCAGAAUGUGUCAGACACUCAGCAUCUUGAGAACAUGGUGUCUGAGCUCAGAGACUCUUGGGACACCAUUAGUGGGAAGUCCCUCGAGCGGCAACACAAGCUGGAGGAGGCACUGCUCUUUUCAGGCAGGUUUACUGAUGCACUGCAGGCACUCAAUGAUUGGCUAUACAGGGCAGAGCCACAGCUUGCUGAAGAUGUGCCUGUAGGUGGCGAGAAGGACCUGGUCAAUAAUUUGAUUGAUAAGCACAAGGUGUUCCAGAAGGAGUUGGGGAAGCGUGCUGGCUGUAUUCGCACCCUGAAGCGCUCUGUGAGGGACCUGACUCGUGGCAGCACUGCUGAUGCCCACUGGCUGCAGGAGCAGAUGGAGGAGCUGGAGGUCCGCUGGGAUGCUGUGUGUAAACUCUCUGUAUCCAAGCAGGCCAGAUUGGAAGCAGCACUACAGCAGGCAGAGGAGUUUGAUGGAAAGGUUCACUCAUUCCUUGAUCAUCUUGCGGACAUUGAAAGGGUUCUGAAAUAUGGAGCGCUGCCUGAGGAAGAGGAGGCCCUCGUGGCUUUUCGUACACAGCACCAGGAAUCAAUGAAUUCUUUGAGAGUUCAGCAGGCACAGCUGGAAUCUAUACAGGCCCUAGGAGAGCAAAUUCUGUCCUUCUGCCACCCUGACUCUAUUAUCACUAUAAAGUCCUGGAUCAGCGUCACCAAGACUCGCUACGAGGAGGUGCAGACAUGGGCGCAGCAGCAAGCUGAACGGAUCCAGGCCAUGCUCUCUACUCUGGAGGCUGAAAGAGAGGAAGUGCAGCGUCUGUUGGACUGGAUCUCUGCUGCUGAGGAGUCUCUGAACCUCAGAGAGCAGGAAGCCCUGCCUCAUGACAUGGAUCAGACAGCAGAACUUAUCCACCAGCACACUGUUUUCAUGGAUGAGUUAAAGAGAAAAUUGUAUGAGGUUGAAAAUGCAACAAAAUCCUGCAAACACAAGCUGACUCCUAAGCAGCAUGUGUCUCCUAGCCACAGGAUGCCAAGCAAAAGGAGAGGCUCACAGAAACCCCAGGCUUCAGUACCAUUACCUCUGGAGAGGCUGGAGCCUCACACCCCUCAGCUCAGUCAGCUGAUCAGCCAGUGGCAGAAACUUUGGCUCUUGUCUCACAACAGACAGAAGAGACUAGAGGAGCACCAGCAAAAACUCAGAGAGUUGGAGGAGUUUGCCAACUUUGACUUUAACAUCUGGCGCAAAAGGUACAUGCAGUGGAUAAGUCACCUCAAGUCACGGAUUUUAGAUGUCUUUCGAAGCAUUGAUCGAGAUCAGGAUGGUAGAAUCACACAGAAAGAGUUUAUUGACGGUGUUCUCGCCUCAAAAUUCCCAACUAAUUCCCUGGAAAUGACAGCUGUUGCAAACAUCUUUGAUGUCAAUGGUGAUGGAUUCAUUGACUACUAUGAGUUUGUGAGUGCACUCCACCCAAGCCGAGAUCCCUACAGAAGAACAAUAGAUGCAGACCAAAUCAAUGAAGAGGUGAGCCGGCAAGUUUCCCAGUGCAACUGCCCAAAGAGGUUUCAGGUGGAGCAGAUUAGCGCGAACCGAUACAGGUUCGGAGACUCUCAGCAGUUACGAAUGGUGCGCAUUUUACGAAGCACGCUCAUGGUACGUGUUGGUGGUGGAUGGACAGCCCUGGAUGAAUUUCUGGUCAAGAAUGACCCUUGCAGAGUGAAAGGUCGGACGAACCUAAAGAUAAAGGAGAAAUAUUUGUCGCCUGAGUCAUUCGAGGCAUCAGGUCGCAGAGGGAGCACAAAGGGGCUGGCAGUGAGCAGGUCAAACUCCAGCCUGAGUUUAUACAGCAGCGCUUCAGCUCCUAGCAGUCCCUUAACUCGCAAGGCACUGUUACGCAGAAGUUUCUCUGGAGAUCGUUGCAUCCGACCCAGGAGCUCUAUAGCAGCAUUAGGGACAGAGCAGUUUUCCACAGCAGGAGAUGAUGGCUCUCCCUCACCCACAGAGGAAGCUGAGAGAGCUCCUACAUGACCCUGUCCUCGACUUCCAGCAUAUGAAAGCAACAGGACUCAGGGUCCUCACUGCUCUGAGACACAGAAAAGGAACAGGCCAAAAACAGUACACCUUGUCUCAGUAAGGAUCUGGAUAGGAAUACUCUACACACCUAACCCAUACCUACCCUGGCGGCCAGACUUCAUGUUGUUCCUCCAAGUGCUAUGUGGUUCAUAUGAGGUCAAUUUUAUCAGUCAGAGGUGUAAUGAGAAUUUCAUCCACUUGACUUAGAAAUUAUGCAAACUUUGUUGUUUAUCAUAACAUGUCAUUGAUUUGUCAGCCUAUUUUUUAUACAAAAUAUACUCAAUAUGUUGUCUGUCAUGAGAGACUUGAAGCAUUAAGAUGUUCUGCAUGGGUAUUAACUGCAUGAUGCCUCCUGACAAAUCCCAAAUACCUUAUGUAAUUCUUUUUACAAGACAUAGUGUUUACUGAGGUCAUCAUUUUCUUCAAGGGCCUUGUAUGAGUAUGACAACUAUGCCAAUGCCUUCUUUAUGGCUUUACUGACUAGUCUGUUUAUACUCUUUGUCUCAUACAUGCACAGCAGUGUUCUGAUUCACUUAGGUAGGAGCUGCCCUGCAGAUAAUGAUGCAAACCAAAACAAACAGACCUCGCUCAACUGCCUUAAGGCUUGAAUUAAUGUCUACUAUAUUAUGUAUUGUAUAAUUGUAAUCUCUGCUUUUAAGGUCCAUUUUUAUUGAUCUUUGUGGUUGUAGAAUUUCCUCAGGUUUGGUGAGUCAGACUAUUUUAUUAAGAUAUUAUUCAGAAUUAUCCAGAAUUGUCAAAUAACAUGGCCCUCAUACAAAGUUACUUUGUAAUUCCAAGUUCUUUUCUCAUUUUCUGAUAAAAACAGAUCAACUGAAAUCCACCGUGUAAUGAUUUUGCUUUGGUCUCUAGCUGUGUAAAGGUCUUUCUGGUGUAAGUUUUUUUCAGCUUAUAUCCACACAUAGGUUUUUAAAUAAUUAUUUGAUUUUGAACAAUCAAGUCGACUGUAUCUUUACGUGUCUCCCUAAGAGGAUAUGAAAGUGUAGGUCUCCAUGAGAUUAGCAUCAUAUAAAUUGUCGAACAAACAUUUGAGCCAAAAGAAACCAUGUAUAUUUGAUCUGUUUUUGCAUUGUCCUGCUCAGGGCCGCGUCCUGUGUGUUCGUUUUCUGCCUUAAAUACUCUUGUGAAUGUUGAGACAUGGCACUACUAUAUGAAAGUGCUAGUUCUAGCUUUUGCUUCAUGUUACAUAUCAUGUAUGUGUCUUUUCUGCUGACUAUAACACUGAAAACAUAUGGUAUAUCAGUCUCGUGUGAUGGUGGUCCAUUAGCAAAGGUCUGGAUGGGUCUGACAAUGGAAGGGUAUAGAAUGUUCAUGUUUACACAUCUGUUUUCUAGCGCUGCAUCUUCAUCCAUACCAUCCAGUGUAUGACAGCAGACUCUGUAAAACAUUGGAGAGAGCUUUUCCUGGCUAUGCACCUUUCUGGUGAUAUCAAAUAAAACACUGCAUGUAUUCACAACAGCACACUUUUAAGUCAUUGUAGAGGAAUGUCACUAAUAUGGCGUCUCUUGUAAAAUAAACUUUUUUAUAGAA